Messenger RNA from Didymodactylos carnosus, 226 nucleotides. NCBI's taxonomy places the organism in Eukaryota, Metazoa, Rotifera, Eurotatoria, Philodinida, Philodinidae. The record is from the annotation of a GenBank genome assembly.
AUGAAGAUAAAACAAUACGUCAUAAAAACAUGUUUGGAUGCUAUAAAACGACAUGAAAAACAAAAUGAAACAGAAACAACAAAAAUAAGGACAUUAGAAACAAUUCCAGAAGAAAAAGAAGAGUACAUCAAAGAAACUAAAGCGGAACUGGAUCAAGAACAAUGGCGUAAAGAAUCAACUAAAAAGCAACAAGAUUUUGUUGACUAUAAACAACAAAUGUUACAAC